AUGCUUGCGUCAACGUAUAUGGACGACUCCAUGGAUUCUGCUAUGGAUGACGUCGAAGGCGUAAUGCUGUACGAGCAGUUGUCGGAAUGCUGGCAGGGAGCUGACAUGCAUGCCCGAAAAUGGCUCUCGAACUCCAAAGUAGUCAUGGAGAAAGUGCCCAAGGAGGAUCGAGCAAGCCAGAUCGACCUCGACUCUCCGCAGUUGCCAAGCGUCAAGACACUUGGACUGCUGUGGUCGGCCACGACCGACACCUUUGCGUUCAAGCCAACAGCACCAGGCCAGCAGCGCAUCACCAAGCGCUCAUUCUUGAGUGCGACAGCUAGUGUCUUCGACCCGCUGGGGUUCGUCUCCCCGUUCAUCAUGAAGUCACGCAUGUUGGUGCAGGACAUGUGGCUACAAGGCAUGGACUGGGAUGACCCGCUCCCUGAUGAGCUCAAUCAACGCGUAACCGGAUGGUAUACUGAUCUAGCAGCGCUCUCCCGUCUCAGCAUCCAGCGCUGUCUGCAAGAAGUUAAUGCAGGCAACCCCGUCAGUAAGCAGAUUCAUGUGUUCGCUGACGCGUCUGAAGGCGCCUACGGCGCUGUGAGCUAUCUGCGCUGCACGUAUGAAGACGGCCAUGUGUCGACCGCUAUCAUCGCAAGUAGAUCCCGUGUCGCUCCCACCGUAACUGUUUCAAUUCCCAGGCUAGAGUUGUCAGCUGCUGUAAUUGGCAUGGAACUAGCAGUUUGGGCAUCUGACAUCCUCAGUCUACCGGUCCACGACACUGUCAUCUGGACAGACAGCCUCAACGUCCUGUACUGGGUUCGGAACCGUGCGCGGAACUUCAAGCCAUUCGUUGCAACGCGAGUAGGUGAGAUCCAGCCACACUAUUCCCAGUCAAUGGCGCCAUGUGCCGACGAAGGAGAAUCCAGCAGAUGUUUUGUCCCGUGGUUCGUCAGCUGCGGCUCUCAUCGAUGA
Molecule: messenger RNA, 957 nt
Organism: Sycon ciliatum
Lineage: Eukaryota; Metazoa; Porifera; Calcarea; Leucosolenida; Sycettidae
Exons: 1
Coding region: 1-957 (318 amino acids)
Source: RefSeq, a predicted model, not a curated record